CAACACGUGCUUUCUGCUCCCACGCUCUUUUGUUUUUGUCCAAAUCCGCCUACCCUUUCUUUCAGCUUCACGGUUACACAUACGGAGGAAGAGAUUCAGAGAGAUAGAGAGACAGAGAGACUUUCGGGGUGAUGAAAACAGGAGUUUCCGACGACAACUGGAAGUCCGAUGACCCACUACCGGCGGGCUGGACAGUUCAAGUCAAAGUCAGAAGCAACGGUAAAAAAGACAAGUGCUACUUUCCUCCCUCAGGUGAAGGUAAAUUCUACUCCAAACUAGAGGUGGUUCGCUAUCUUAACAACAGCCGUCCUAAAUCUGAAGAGAAGGACAAGAGCACUGAUCAGGACUCAGAAAAUGUUGUAGUUGAGAAGGCUGAGCCAAAAGGGUUACCUCCAGGAUGGACCAAAGAAAUCAAAGUGACAAAGAAAGCUCGUAAAAUCAGAAGGGACUCGUAUUACACUGAUCCUGUAAGUGGAUAUGUAUUCCGCUCAAUGAAGGAUGCACUUCGCUAUCUUGAAACUGGGGAGUUAGGAAAACAAGCAUUCAAGCCAAAAGACAAAGGCAACUAUGACGUUGAGUUGGAAGAUGACAAAGCCUGUUCACCAGCUGCAGCAAAGAAACAAAUGUUGGCAAUCAGUGGAACAACAAGCCCAAUUGCAAGUGAGAAUAGCUCAAAGCCGUUUGAAGUUGAGAAGGAUGAACAAGUACUUAGUUUGGCUACUACAGGAGAAUUCAUGCCCGUCUCUGAGCAUGGUGGAGUAGGUGCUCAGUCUAACAGCUCAGAAGUGCCAGAGGGCAAAGGUUCAAACCAAACGGUAGGGAGGAGUGAUCCUGCUGGAAGUGUAAUAGCUACUGCAGUUGGUGUCGUCCCAAAUGAACCCCCAGUUGAAGGUAGGGUGAUGAAGGAGGAAAUUAAAAAUGCACCUCAAAAGUACAAGAAAAAGAAUCUCGACCUGCCCCGCAGGGCUUCAAAGCGACUUGCUGGCCUUCCGCUUGAUCCUACACCUGAAUUGAAAACAACAAACCGAGCCCGUCAAGCUUCAGUUAAACAGUCCGAUGAUACUGUUGCUUGUAGAGGUGGAGGUUUUUCCCAUACGGAGCUUGCUACUGAGCUCUCCAAAAGCACAGAAUGUUCAUUUCAGUCAAAUAAGAGCAAGCAUCCUAUUGGACAUGCGGCUGCUCCAAGGGAACAUGUGGGGAAGGUAGAAACUGAGAAAAGGGUGAUGGGAAGCCUGGACAUGCUGUUGUUUCACCUUAAUAAGAAGCAUGAACAAGCUAUUGUUUCACCUGCUAGGAAUCUGGCUAUUACAGAGGAACAUGCUGGAAUGAUUCUAAAUGACAAUAGUGCAGAUGAGAAGUCAGUACCGCCUAUUGACUUGCCACUCGGGGAGUUAUGGCAAGAUCCAUGCAUUGCAUUUGCAAUAAAAACUCUCACUGGAAUAUCAUUCGACAAUUCUGGAAUUGUACAAGUCUCAUCAGGGUCAAACAAUAGUGAAUUUGGGAGCUCAGCUGCUCUGGAAGACCAUACUAUAAAAGAAGAUGGUCGUAGGAAGCAGGGAUGCACUGUUCAUCAACCUCUGGGUAAUAUAGUUGCUUCAGAAGAACAUCCUGGAGAGCUUGACAUUGGUGAUAAAGGAGAUGAGAAGCCAGGAUCCCCUCUCAGCUUGCCUUUUGCAGAUGCGUGGGCAGACCCCUGCAUUGAAUUUGCUAUAAAAACUCUCACAGGUGCAAUUCCGUUAGACUAUGAUAUGGUCAUUCAGGAUUGUCUUCCACAGAAAGCAAGUUCAUCGCAGUCACAAGAAAGUAGUGGUUUGACCUUGCAGAAUGUAGGUGAGCCCGGUCAAACGGAAUUUUUUUGCCCGCAGUUUGGCAUUUCAGAGAAGCCUUCCUACAAUCAAGGGGGUUUGAUGGAGCCUUCAUUACCACACGCAAAAGACAUGGAGUUAGGAUACAUGGGUGGAGCCAUUCACCAUCAACUUAGUGAAGAGAGAAGCAAAGAAUAUAAGAGGUAGGAAAUCCGGUUAUAAUCGUACAUUCAAUGUACAGUUUAGGGGACUUCAUUCUGGACAUUAUUAUUUUUCGGGAUGAAAUCAUCUGUAAUUCUCUAGUUAACUUGAAAGUUCACCUAUUGAUGUUUCUGUAAUCAGAUAAUUUAUUCUCAUUCAUUUGAGGGAAAGAUAUUUGAACAUCAGGUCUUUUGUGAUUUUGA
Molecule: messenger RNA, 2209 nt
Organism: Manihot esculenta (cassava)
Lineage: Eukaryota; Viridiplantae; Streptophyta; Magnoliopsida; Malpighiales; Euphorbiaceae
Product: methyl-CpG-binding domain-containing protein 13
Exons: 7
Coding region: 132-2012 (626 amino acids)
Molecular function (GO): DNA binding
Source: RefSeq, a predicted model, not a curated record